AUGUCGAUGAAAGCUGUUGGUGAGAAGCAAGUUGUUGACUCGUACGAGGUCAAGGACGAGACGUCACCCGUUGCCGAUGUCGAGGUAGGCGAGGGGUCAUCGUACAGCGACGACUACGAAGACCAAAGCGCUCCCAAAAGAAAGCCAACGAAUUUCAUCGACAGAAUCGGUACGCUUUUAAAUGCCGAGACUAGAGGUAUUGAAAAAGUCGAGCCCGAGGACAAAUACGACAAUAAUUUGCUCAAUGCAUUUACAAUCUAUUUCACUCCGCAGUUGGCUGUGUCGGCACUAAGCACCGGGUCCGUUGGUAUUGUCAUGGGCUUGAGUUUCAGCACCACCGUGGUGAUUAUCGUGUUGUUCUCCAUCAUUGGCAGUAUACCAGUAGGGUUAUUCUGCUUGUUUGGGAUGAAAUUCGGCUUGAGACAGCAAAUCAUGUCUCGUUACCUUACGGGAAAUAUCAUGGGACGCAUCUUUGCAUUUUUCAACGUCAUCAGUUGUAUUGGUUGGAACGCCAUUAACGUGAUCCCCUGCGCCCAGUUGUUAAACUCGGUGAAUCACAAUUUCAAGCCCUGGCUCGGGUGCUUGAUUCUCGUGCUUUGUGUCUGUGUCAUUUCCGUGUUUGGGUAUAGGACCGUGCAUUUGUACGAGAGGUACGCUUGGAUCCCCACGUUUGUGGUCUACUUGGUCAUCAUUGGCAAAUUCACUAGAGAAAAAGCAUUUGAAUGGGGCACCGACGAAGGCAACAGCUCCACGAAAGCCGGAAAUGUGUUGGCGUUCAUUGUCGUUAUGCUUGGGUUCACCGCUGGCUGGUCGCCUAGUGCCAGUGACGUUUUGGUAUACUUCAACCCCAAUAUGAAAUCGUGGAAGGUCUCCAUGGCGAUGAUCUCGGGGUUGAGUAUCCCUGCUAUUGGCUCCUGUAUCUUGGGCGCUGCUGUCACCACCAGCACGCUUAAGCCAGGCAGAUUCAAGGAUGCAUUUGAAGAAAACUCCUUUGGUGGAUUGAUUUACGAGAUAUUAUGCGGUGACAACAAUAACAAGGGCUAUAGGUUCCUUGUGGUGCUUCUUGCCUUGUCCGCGGUGCAAAAUAACUUGAGUGGAGGAUACAGUCUUUCGCUUGCCAUCCAAUGUGUCUGGUCAAAGUUUCAAAAGAUUCCUCGUAUUGCCUGGUGUAUUUUGGGGAAUUUGAUCUCGCUUGGGUUUGCCAUUCCCGCGUACUAUGUCUUUGAGUCGGCCAUGUCCAAUUUCCUCUCCAUCAUCGGGUACAACGUUUCCAUCUACAUUGGAAUCUCGCUUGCUGAACAUUUUAUUUACAGAGGUGGGUUCCGAGGCUAUGACUUUUCAAACUUUAACGAUCGCAAAACUUUGCCCGUGGGAAUUGCGGGCCUCGUUGCGUUUGCCUUUGGUGUUUGUUCCACAGUCUUGUCCAUGGACCAAACAUGGUACCAAGGGGUCAUCGCGAGAAGCAUUGGCGACGACGGAGGGGAUAUUUCAUUCGAGUUGAACAUUGUGUUUGCAUUUAUCGGCUACAACUUGGUUAGACCUUUCGAAAAGAAGUACAGCGGGAGGUGA
This is a messenger RNA of Lodderomyces beijingensis, 1569 nucleotides long. The record is from the annotation of a GenBank genome assembly. NCBI's taxonomy places the organism in Eukaryota, Fungi, Ascomycota, Pichiomycetes, Serinales, Debaryomycetaceae.